Messenger RNA from Oreochromis niloticus (Nile tilapia), 5919 nucleotides. Its product is annotated as contactin-associated protein-like 4. The transcript has 24 exons. The record is from RefSeq and is a predicted model, not a curated record. Bases 231 to 4163 code for a protein of 1310 amino acids. Lineage: Eukaryota; Metazoa; Chordata; Actinopteri; Cichliformes; Cichlidae.
CUUCUUUCCCCUCAUUCUGCAGAGUGCAGCCAAACAGAGAGCAGCCUUGCUUCUGGUGCUAUCUCUUUGGAGCCAGGCGGAUGUUGGUAAGCACGUUAGACGCAGAAGCAAAAAAAUUCAUCAGGGAUCUGGGGAGUGAGAGAGUCUGAAGGACUGAAGUAAAGAGGAGUGGAGAGGCAGACUGUCUCCCUCCUUCCCCGUGCUUUUCUUCAGCAUCGCUUCACUUCGUCAUGGAUCUCUGGAGUAAAACAGUCCUGGGAAUUAACGCACAUGUCGCCCUUAUAUUAUUCAGCUUGUAUGGGGCAGUGAAAGCUGAGGUGUGUCACAGUCCGCUAGUAUCCAACCUGCCACCAUCAUCGUUCAGGAGCUCAUCACAGUUAUCCAGCAGCCAUGGACCCGGCUUUGCCAAGCUGAACCGGAGAGAAGGAGCUGGAGGUUGGUCUCCUCUGAGUUCAGACAGAUAUCAGUGGUUGGAAGUCGACCUGGGUGGGCGGACACGAAUCACUGCUGUUGCUACACAAGGCCGCUAUGGCAGUUCUGACUGGCAGACAGCCUACCUGCUGAUGUUCAGCGACACAGGGCACAACUGGAAACAGUAUCGACAGGAAGGCAGUAUAGGGGCAUUUGCAGGUAACAGUAAUGCAGACAGUGUGGUUCAGCAUAAGCUUCAGCACCAAGUGAUCGCUCGCUACGUCCGCCUGAUUCCUCUCAACUGGAACCCUAAUGGUCGGAUUGGACUCAGACUGGAAACCUAUGGAUGUCCUUACAAUUCUGACGUGUUGAGUUUCAAUGGCCAAAGCAGCCUCCUCUACAGGUUGACUCCCAGGCCGAGGCAGAUGUCCAGUGAGAGCAUCAGCCUGAAGUUUAAAACCCUGAAGAAUUCUGGGAUACUGCUUCACGCAGAGGGACAGAAUGGGCACAGCCUCACCUUGGAGUUAGAAAAAGGAAAACUUCAGUUGCUCAUCAGAAAAGGAAAAAGUUUUUCUCCUGACAUCCGGUAUCUUGUGACUCUGGGCAGCCUGCUAGACGACCAGCACUGGCAUCACGUUGCAGUGGAGCAUCACAGCAAUCACCUCAAGCUCACAGUGGACAAAAGCACAGAGUGGGUGCACAUCUCACCAACAUUUGCACAUUGGGACCAUGAUCAGAUGAUACUGGGAGCACAGCAGGGCUUCAGCUAUAGGUCAUUCUAUGGCUGUUUGGAAAACCCAGUUUACAAUGGCCUGAACCUGGUAGACCUCGCUAAACAAAAAGACCAGCGGGUUACAGUGAAGGGCAAUGUGACCUUUUCAUGUUCUGAACCCGUUUUUGUUGCCAUGACGUUCACCGGCCCCCAGAGUUUCCUUCGGUUACCAAGAAGGAUAGAUCAAUCUUCACUGGGUAUCUCAGUGGGGCUUCAGUUUCGGACAUGGAACAAGGCCGGGCUGCUCCUGACCUUUGAACUCCCAAAUCGAGAAGGCAGAGUCUGGCUUUACCUGAGCAAAGCCAGAACACAUUUACAGAUCCACAAGUCUGGCAGGGCACCCCUGGAGCUCAACGCAGGUUCAGCUCUGAAUGAUGGUCAGUGGCACUCUGUGGACUUGAUAUCAGCAGGAGGACGUCUGACCAUCACAGUGGAUGGUGAUGAAGGAGCCAGUGCUCACGCAAGCCCCUCAUUUUUAAUUACCACAGGAGGUCAUAUAUUCUUUGGCGGUUGUCCCACUGAAGAAAAUAGCCAGGAGUGUUUGAACCCCUUCAAAGCUUUCCAGGGCUGCAUGCGUCUACUGACUGUGGACAACCGGCCAUUGGACCUGAUCAAGGUGCAGCAGAGGCUGAUCGGAAACUACAGUCACCUGCAAAUCGAUAUGUGUGGCAUUAUUGACAGAUGUUCCCCCAGCCACUGUGAACAUGGAGGCAGCUGCAGUCAGUCAUGGAGCACCUUCCACUGUAACUGCUCUGGGACCGGGUACAGCGGAGCCACCUGUCACAGCUCAAUAUACGAGCAGUCCUGCGAGGCUUACAAACACAAAGGCAACAUUUCGGGGUAUUAUUACAUUGAUGUGGACAGCAGCGGACCCAUCAAGCCACAGCUGUUAUACUGCAACAUGACAGAGGAUAACACAUGGAUGGUGAUCCACCACAACAACACAGACCUAACGAGAGUCCAGCCGUCACCAGAAGUGAAUCAACAUGUAGUGCAUUUUGAAUAUGCAUCUGAUGAGGAGCAGCUAGCAGCAAUCAUAAGCCUAUCAGAGCACUGCGAACAGGAAAUUGCUUACCACUGCAGGAAGUCACGCCUACUCACCUCACCAGAGGGCUCUCCACUCAGCUGGUGGGUAGGAGGCCCAGGUGUGGGACAAAUGCACACUCACUGGGGCGGAGCUCCGCCAGGAAGCCAGCAAUGUGCCUGCAGUCUGCAGGAUAACUGUGUGGACUCCAGAUAUCACUGCAACUGUGAUGCUGACAGCAAUGAAUGGACUAAUGACUCAGGCCUGUUGACCCAUAAGGAGACACUCCCGGUUAGAUCUCUGGUGCUGGGUGAUAUCCAGAGACAUGGCUCCGAAAGCACCUACAAGGUGGGACCUCUCCGUUGUCAUGGAGACAAAAAUGUUUGGAAUGCUGCAUUUUUUGACAAGGAGACAUCAUACCUCCACUUUCCUACAUUACAUGGAGAGCUGAGUGCCGACAUCUCCUUCCUGUUUAAAACCACUUCAUCAUCUGGUGUCUUCCUGGAAAACCUGGGCAUCAAAGACUUCAUUCGGAUUGAACUCAACUCCUCCAAUGAGGUCCUCUUCUCCUUUGACGUGGGUAAUGGUCCAUUGGAGGUUUCGGUGAAAGCUGGAUCACCGCUGAAUGACAACAGGUGGCAUCGCAUUCAAGCCGAGCGAAACGUUAAAGAGGCGUCGCUUCGCCUCGACGAGCUUCCUGCUGUCACGCAGGAGGCGCCGGCUGAUGGGCACAUCCACCUGCAGCUGAACAGCCAGUUAUUUAUAGGAGGCACAGCUUCAAGGCAGAAGGGCUUUCGAGGUUGCAUCCGCUCUCUGCAGUUGAAUGGUGUCACUCUGGACCUGGAGGAGAGAGCAAAGAUCACCCCUGGGGUUCAGGCAGGAUGCCCAGGCCAUUGUAGCAGCUACGGCUCGCUGUGCCAGAAUCAGGGUCGCUGUGUGGAGAGACCCACCAGCUUCUCCUGCGACUGCAGCUCAUCCGCUUACACUGGACCUUUUUGCAACAAAGAGGUUUCAGCCAGCUUCAAGUCAGAAACAUCAGUCACCUAUGCCUUCAAGGAGCAGAUGGUGAACGAGCUGAACAGGAGCAGCAGCGCCAGCAGCUCCUUUCCCUCCUCCAUCUACUCUGACAUAACCCUAAAAGCAGAAAACGUGUCCCUGAGCUUCAGGACCAGCCAGAGUCCUGCUCUGCUCCUGUACGUCAGCUCCUACCACAGAGAGUACUUUGCUGUGCUGCUCAGCAAGCCAGAUAAGCUAGAGGUGAGGUACAGACUGGACAGCAGCAAAGAUGCAGAGAUACUGAGGAGCAAAGUGAAGAACCUGGCCGACCGACAGCUGCAUGUUGUUACCAUCAGUCGACUGGCAGACGUUGUCUCUGUGCAGAUUGACCAGAAUCCCAAAGAGGACUUCAACCUGACAUCUGGUGUAGAAUUCAAUGGCAUAAGGUCGCUGGUUCUUGGCAGAGUGCACGAUUCUGAGGGGUUGGAUCCGGACUUGGCUCAGAUUGCUUCUCUGGGUUUCACUGGCUGUCUAUCUGCUGUCCUCUUUAACUCCAUCAGCCCUCUGAAAGCUGCUCUGCUCCACCCAAAAACUAGUCCUGUUACCGUAACUGGUCCGCUGAUCCAGUCCAUUUGUGGCUUCACUUCAGCCAACCUCUCUCAUGCAACAGAAACCACACACCAUCUAUCAGGCCAGUCUGGAUCAGUGGGAACAGGUCAGCCUUUAGUGAAUGCCAUCAGGAGUGACUCAGCUCUCAUCGGAGGUGUGAUAGCCGUGGUGAUCUUUGUGACCGUGUCUGCAUUAGCCAUAAUGGCCCGAUUCCUCUACAGGAGGAAAUGCACAUGUCAGCGGCAGGAAGUAAAAACAGUGAAACCUGAAGACAAUCCAGAGUUGCCAUUCAGAAGCCGGAUCACUUCACAGAACGGUCCCACUGAGAACCAGAAGGAAUAUUUUAUUUAAGUGACGGUUCAACUUGCUUCUGACCUGGCAGUGUUGGAGCUGAGGGGACAGACAGAGAUAGAGAUGCCUUGUCAAGCCUCAGUGCUUUACACAACAAACUGAGCCUGACUACUGGCUCAACAAGACAGGAAGACACAGACAGAACCAGAAACUCAUGUUCUUUCAUUUUGUUUGCUUUGUUUUUGCUUCUAUGGUAGUGUUUUUAAACAGACUCUAAAAAUGGUCAUUUGUCAAUAUCAUCGGUGGAAAAACUGUACAUAGAAAAUGAUGUAAAUGUUACAAUUCUGACUUUAUAUCAACCACUCUUGUGAUUAUAGAAAGAACAGGACAAGAACAGGAAUGAUGUUGAUAAUGAAUGUCUGCUGUUUUGUCAGUGAGCUCAGUUCAUCUAUUUUAAUGUUAUAUUUCAUGGUGGGAAAGAAAAUCUGUUCACAAUGAACAUGUUUGUGUUCUCUUUUCUUUAACAUUAUCUGUUAUUCAUGCUUCUUUCAUUGUUACACAAAGCAAAGCAUGGCUUGUAUUUAUUUUCUGAAAUCUGUUUUUCGUCUUUCAUCUCUAUCACAUCUUUUUAUAUCACGCAUGAUAAGCACCAGUAAUGGAUACACCACACUUCAUUACUUCCCGCCUCCGGUUCUGAGUAGUAAAGUUACUAUGAAGGCAUUCCACUUUUUGUCCCAAUAUCAUUUUUUUCCUUUUAUCUGAAAGUCAAGUAUGAACAUGUUUUUUUAUGUAUCAACUGGUGCAGACCAAAGGACUAUAUGAAAAAUGGCUCAAAAUAUAAUAUUUAUGUUACACAAGUACCUCCAACCCACCCUCUGGCCAAAUAAAACCCCCAAAAUUGCGCCUAUAAGUUUCACCUUCAUUGAAAACAACUUGUUUAGGUUUAUCAAGUUUUGGGUUAACAACACAAGAAAUACAUUGCUGUCUUAUGUAAAAUAUUUUGUCAUCCCAUCACUCCACCCAAACUCCUCUCUGCGGAAGGUUAGUGAGAUUAGAAUAACCUCAUCUAAAUUCUUCCGUUCCUCUCAUUGUGUUCAUUGCUCUUAGCUGGGAAUGGUGUGAAAAUUAAAUGUAGUGAAACGCUUGCAUACACAGUAUAUGGUCAUGUUUUUGCUGAGAUCAUUGUAAGUUGUCUUUUUCUAUGGUGUAUUUUAAGCAAAGACUGGAUUUCAGUUUUAUUGUAUUUUCUCUUUUACUUUUCUCUUUUACCGAUUCAGCAGCAUCUUCGUGUGCAAGUUAAAAUUUUUCACUAAAAAAGUGAGUAAAUGACCCCUACGAUAAACCCGACCUUUGAACUGAGGAGAAGUCGUGGAAGUGUGUUCAGUGAUGGCACCAAAUGCUUGCAGGGCAUGCUGGGAAAAACGACAUAGCUUUAUCACUCCACUACAUGCAGAAACAUGCAGACAGGUCUGGAGGAUGUGGAUGUAAUGAGGAACAGAAGACCAAAUAAUAAUGUUGAUUAAAUGCAAAACCACAGACUAAAGAGGACACUGAAUCAGUUUAUAUAGUGUGAACUCUUUAGUGAAUGUCGUGUUGAGUUGUUUUGAAGAGUACUUUUCAAGGUGGUGUUGAUAGGUUUGGUUCUCUUCUAGUAGUGCUUCACUUCUGAACUAUAGCAGCACAAUCCUUUUUAAUCGUACUGAAGGUUUACUGUGGUGUUAGUGAGUUAGAGUGACCUGCUGUUAGAGUUUAAUUUGUACAGCUAUUUUAGUAACAAACACAGUUUUUUGUUCGGUGAAUUGAAAAUAAAUGAUCU